AGUUUCGAUAAAAUGUUUAAAAUCAUGGUAUUUUCGAUGUCGCUCAACAAAUCACACCCAAAAAUACCUCGAAAUCUUAAGUGGAUCGGUCAAUUCACAAUAAUGCAUGGCAUAUUUUUCUUCACGUACUGUUUGCUAAUUUAUAGCACGAUAUUUCACGAUUUAAAAAAUAACGACAUUUCGCAGGCGUGUGCAAAUGGCAUCCUAAGUGUAAUAUUCAAUGUGGUCUCGCUCCAAUACGCAGUCAUGGUGUGGCAUCAAAGCAAAUUCCAUGAUAUGAUUGAGAUAAUGAAGUUCGACUACAAACUUGCACAAACUUUGCCUAAAGAGGAGUACGACAUUGUGUUAUGUUAUGCGAAGAAGAGUAGAACGAUCGUUUACCUUUGGUUGAAAAUAGUUAUCUGCGUUGCUAGCUUGUUUCCUAUCAAAUCUUUUACGCUUAUGUUGUAUUAUCAUGUUAUUGGCGAAUUCAGAUACGUUCCCUUGUAUGAUAUUACUUACCCAGAGCCGGUGGAACUCAAUAAAAACAAUUUAGCCGUUUUCCUGGCACUCUACGUAUUGUUCUUAUUUUACGAUAUUUAUGCUAUGUUUAUGUAUUUGGCAUUUUCGCCGUUGGGUCCCAUUUUAAUUUUGCACGUUUGUGGACAGUUGGAAUUAUUAAGGAAUAGGAUUUUGAAAACAUUUUCUAAGAGCAACAACACAGCAGCGUCGAUCGGAACUCUAAAACGAAUAGCGAUACAUUUUAUUGAAAUAUAUGGCUUUGCGGCUCGAAUAAAUAGUAGUCUACGAGUAUUUCAUGAGCUUUUGUUUAAAGCUGGAGCUAUCAUUCUACCAAUUACUUUUUAUCAAAUUAUCGAGACUGCUAAAAGGGGUCAAGUGAGCGUCGAAUUCAUAUCAAUUAUAUUUGGAGCGGUAGCUAUCUGCAGCGUUCCUUGCUACUACAGCGAUGUGCUUAUGGAGAAGAGUGAGGACGUAAGAAGAGCGAUUUACUCCUGCGGCUGGGAGUCGAAUUGGGAUCCAGUGACGCGGUCGCUUCUCUUCCUCUUGCUGACUCGAGCGUCGCGACCCGUGGCGAUGCGGACUCUGUACCGUAACAUAUGUCUCAAUGUUUUAACUGAUAUUUACCACCAGGCGUACGCAAUAUUUAAUCUUUUAAAUGCUGUUUGGCAUUAA
Molecule: messenger RNA, 1173 nt
Organism: Zerene cesonia (dogface butterfly)
Lineage: Eukaryota; Metazoa; Arthropoda; Insecta; Lepidoptera; Pieridae
Gene: Or-30
Product: odorant receptor 56a-like
Exons: 5
Coding region: 13-1173 (386 amino acids)
Biological process (GO): detection of chemical stimulus involved in sensory perception of smell; sensory perception of smell
Cellular component (GO): plasma membrane
Molecular function (GO): olfactory receptor activity; odorant binding
Source: RefSeq, a predicted model, not a curated record